CGAUCUCUUCCUCGGUUCCUCUGCCCGAAUCAGCGACGGCUUCCGGUCUGAGCAGCUGCUCGGCCACCAUAUUGGGAUUUGUUGCAGCAACCAGAGGGGACCGAGAGGGAGAGCGAGGCCUCGGCUCUGUCGCUCCUUGCGGCCGCCCGAGGAAGGAAAGGAGGCAGUCCGUGGAUCUGGUCCAGCACCAGCCAUCAAGGCCUGAUUGAGGGGGGAAAAGUUACCAUUACGGGAUCUGAAAGCUUCUUGUGGACUUGUCUCCAAGCCCAGGGGAAGUCAGAAGAAGGGCUUCAAGUGACAUCAUGGAGGAGAAUGGAGAUGACGUGACUUCCCUGGCGGCCUACAUUUCAACAGAUGGCAGCUAUACAGAGACCGUUCCGAUGCCGAACCAUGGCAACCUGGCGGCUUCAUCUCAGGGCUCUUCCUCUGCCACCAAAUCAAGGCGCCAGCCUGUUUGGACCGACGAGGAGACCCGGGCCUUCAUCCAGGUGUGGGGUGAUGAUGCUGUGCAGAGUGCCCUGGCCUCCAACUACCGCACUGUUGCGCAGUUCCAGUGGAUAGCAGAUGAAAUGCGAGCCCGGGGAUACAACCGGGACUGGGAGCAGUGUCGCGAACGUGCCAAGGUGCUACGACGUGGCUUCAAAGAGAUCGUGGAUGGGAACAGCAAUGCGGGCCACGGGCGCCGUGUGUGGCCAUAUUACGAGGAACUCAAUCGCUUCCUUUGCAUCAAGCAAAAUCUGGUUGUCCCGCGGCUUUCAGGGAGCAAUGCCAGGCCACCUGUUGACCGCCGACGCCGGGAGCACAGGGAAGCUCAGGAUGCUCCCUAUGAGCCACCGUUAUCGGCAGGCAAGGGUGACAAAGGGACCUUUGAAGAGCCCGAUGGAGACUGUUUACUGUUGCCGGAAUCUGCUGGAUCACAGCAGAGUGAGCCUAAUAUGGAAAAUCAAGUGGCAUCUCCAGCAGCAAACUCGGACAUCUCCAUGGAGGGGAGUGUCGGCCCCGGCACACCCACAGACCCUUUGCCACCCAAUGAUUCAGUCACUGCGACAAAUCUACGCCCCCGACCCUUGACGGCUGCUGAGCGAAUGCGGAACCUUCGUUGCAGGCAGAGAAAGAGGAGGGGGGACACCUUGAAAGAGCUCAUGGAGGUCACUUCCCAGGCUACCAGCGAACUCGUACGGACCUUGUCUGACCUCACGCACAAAGAGGUGGCUUCCUUUGAGCGUGCCUACAAAGAGGAUCUUGCUGCCCGGAAGGAUGAAAUGGAGCAGAGUGCCGAGGACAUUGGAAGGCUCGUCAGUGCUCUGGAAUCGAGCGAUCAGACCCUAAAAGAGCAGCUGAGCAGCCAGACCAGUGUCUUGCAAGGCAUACUGGAAGUUAUGAAAGACAUAAGGGGCAGAACGUCAUACAGCCCUCCAUACCCUUCACAGUAUUACGAUUUCCCAGGCCCUAGCAUGAUGCAUACGGCGGGUACCUCCUCAAAUGGCCAAGAGAUGCCCUGCCCCUCCCCUUCCAGCCUUGCAUUCACAUCCCAGCAGUCUGCAACCAGCAACGGAGAUGUCUCCCCCAGGAAGCGGAUGAAAUAAGAACAGAGAGGCACGGCGCCUUUAAGUGUCAUUGUGCAAAACCAUCCCUUCAGCUAUUCUCAGUUCUUGUUAUGACAUAUAUAUAUAUUAUUGCUUUCUUAUCGUCCUUUCUUAUUGCAUAGUUAGAUUGUGUUCUCACCAUGUUAUGUGUGUUGCCCCACAACAUUGAAAGUUGUGGAACUGGUUGCCAGCUCUGUACAUUUCAAUUUAUUCUCAUUUGGUUUGUUUUGGGUUAUUUUGGGUUUUUUAGGCUACCGAAUUAGUUUUCCUUCCAUCCUGUUUCCAGAGGAAUGCAACAUUUGAUGUAAAAGGUUUUUUUAAAGUCAUUUAACACAUUACCAGGUACCUGUAAGAAGGUAAUAUUUUAAGAGUAAUAAAGCUGCACUGUUGUUCCAAAUUGUUAAA
This is a messenger RNA of Pogona vitticeps (central bearded dragon), 1991 nucleotides long. RefSeq lists its product as uncharacterized. Lineage: Eukaryota; Metazoa; Chordata; Lepidosauria; Squamata; Agamidae. The record is from RefSeq and is a predicted model, not a curated record.